This is a messenger RNA of Stylonychia lemnae, 1005 nucleotides long. NCBI's taxonomy places the organism in Eukaryota, Ciliophora, Spirotrichea, Sporadotrichida, Oxytrichidae. The record is from the annotation of a GenBank genome assembly.
AUGUACGAAUAUAUGAAGGAGAUUGACUUGAGCCACCAUAAAAUAUAGAGUUAAUUCAAUUUGUUUGAAGAAUUAGGAGGUGAUUUUUCAAUAUUGAUAUAUAAUGAGAUAGAGUAAAGCAAGUAUAUUCUGUUUGAAUCAAAGAGUUAUAUUGAAAGAAAAAACAUCUAUCUGGUCUGGGAUAUAUAAUCAAAUAAGCUAGUCAAAGAAUUAAAAUUUUAUAACAAAAUUAAAAAUAGAGAGUUUAAACGGAUUAAUGGCAGCAACUAUUUCUAUUUCCUUGAAGAUUCUGGAGUUUACUUUUAGAAUAUUAACAAAAUCUUAUCUGAUGACUAUGAUUAUGAAUAAAACUUGACAUUGGUAAAAAUACAAGAGGGAUAUUAAGAUUUCAAAAUAUUGGGAGAUGAUUUAUUAUUUAUACAGUUUAAGAAUGACUUUUACUUUUUCAUUAAAAUAGAUGUGAACAAGAUAAAUUUCGCUGAAUUAAGUUCUAAUUUAUAGAAUAUAAGUGAAUGGACUUAAUGUAGUAGUGGGAUUUAGACUGUAGGUUAAGAUUUGAAAAUCAAGUAUAUUGAAUAGUUUUAGAUCUACUUACUUCACUUAGAACUUGCUGAUAGAAAUGCUUAUGGCAAAUUAAAUAGCUUAGUUAUUUUAAAUUCAAAGAGCAAUCACACUUUAAUAAUAAUGUGGGAUUCAUCGAGAAAGAAAUAUUUAAUUAUAGAUAAAUAUGAUUUUAGUUUCAAAGAGGAAAUAGACUAAGAAGAAUUAAGGUUUGUUAGAGAUCUUGACUUACUUUAUGCAAUUGAUUAAAAUAACUAUUUAAAGUCAAUUGAUCCUUGUACUGGAAAAAUUUCAAAGGAAAAUAAAUUGAACAUCGAAUAAGGCUUUAAAAUAUAUUAAGCUUCUUUACUAGCUACCUACCUUAUUCUCUAAUUAUAAGAUGAAGAUCAAACUCCUUGUUUGUAGAAAUUAUUGAUGAAAUAUGGGUACUUUUAAAUGACAUGA